Triticum turgidum subsp. durum (durum wheat) is the source of this 1443-nucleotide messenger RNA. The record is from the annotation of a GenBank genome assembly. NCBI's taxonomy places the organism in Eukaryota, Viridiplantae, Streptophyta, Magnoliopsida, Poales, Poaceae.
AUGGAAGGGCUGGACGUGUACCAGCACUACCGCUUGAACCCUACAGAUGUGGACGCCGUGACUUACUACCUGCCACGCCUCAUCGCCGGCCAGACGCUGCACGGCGCCGAUAAAUUCAUCCACCACGUCGACAUCUACAGCUGCGAGCCCAAGGAUCUGGCCGCCCGGAUUGCGCCCGUGCCGCAGGCCACCAGCAGCGGCGACCGCUUCUUCUUCACCACGCGCAAGAGCAAGAACGGAAGCAAAACCCAGAGCGUGCGCACCGCCGGCGGCGGCACCUGGACCGUCAACGCUACCACGGCCGUCAAACACGCCGGAGUCGAGGUCGGCGAGAGGAAGAACCUGUCGUUCAGGAAGAAGGGCAAGUCCACCGGUUGGGUCAUGGAGGAGUACAAAUGCUUGCUGCCAGAGGCCGUCGUCGCCGACGGGGUGAAGGUGUUCUGCAAGAUCCACUUGGCUCAGCAUCCUCCUGACGCGGCCCGCCAGGAAUCAGCCGCGUACAAGCAUCAAGCAGAACGGCAACCAGAGGCCGUGACUGCGAGCAUGCACGCACAGAUGAGGCCAGCAAUAGCUCCCGCCGCCGAUCCUCAUCCGCCGCGCCCCAACAAGAGGAUGCGAGGAGCAGUCCCUGUCCCCGCACCUGCCCCACCGUCGUUCUUGACGUAUGAUGAGGCAGCGAGUGCAAUGUAUGGCCCGCUGGCUCGUACCAUCUUCCCUGUUCAAGAUGCUCUGGAUAUACCAGCGUCAAUCGAAGGUCCUUCAGCAUCAUGCGAGUCCACUACAACAUCCAACCACUCCGGCGUUGCUUCUUCCUCAGAUAAUAUGCAGCGACAAGCUCAAGCUACUGAGAUUUCCUCCCAGUCAGAUGUGCUGGAGUCUGUCAAGAAUUACAGCCAACAACAGAUGAUUGUUCCUGAGGCUGGCUCAAGCAUUGCAAGGAGCACAUAUGAAGAGGAUGUCUUUCAGCCAUUGGAGCCUCUUUCCGAUUUGCCGGGUGGGGAGGCAGAUGGUUUUGACAUUGAAGAACUAAUGAGAAUGAUGGAAGACGACCCAAUUGAGGUUGAGACGGUCACUGGAGCCAACACUGGCGUGGAGAUGGGCCAACAGGAACCUCUGUACCUGGAUACCUUGGACCAAGGCAUGCUGGAGGACAUGCUGCAGUCCGAUUGCCCUUACCCAAUGUCGGGAUCAGAGGAUCGGGCCAUGCACAACCCUGCCUUCCAUGAUGCUGACAAAGAGAAGAGGUACAAUGCCGCGUCGGAUCUUGACGCUCCAUCGCUUCAGGGACACGACCACUCGUUCAAACCACAGCCGUGCUCCUUCGAUCCAUUUGAAGCAGCGUGGAAGGCCGAAGAGGCGCUCGAGAAGGAGAAGAGGGACAAUCUUCACGCUGGAUCGCUUGGAGGACACAACAACUUCUUCUCGUCUGCAAGUGUCCAUUAA